This is a messenger RNA of Eptesicus fuscus (big brown bat), 174 nucleotides long. Its product is annotated as 40S ribosomal protein S29-like. Gene Ontology annotation, biological process: translation. Gene Ontology annotation, molecular function: zinc ion binding; structural constituent of ribosome. The transcript has a single exon. Gene Ontology annotation, cellular component: cytosolic small ribosomal subunit; ribosome. NCBI's taxonomy places the organism in Eukaryota, Metazoa, Chordata, Mammalia, Chiroptera, Vespertilionidae. Bases 10 to 174 code for a protein of 54 amino acids. The record is from RefSeq and is a predicted model, not a curated record.
GAGAGCAAGAUGGGUCACCAGCAACUGUACUGGAGCCAUCCGAGGAAAUUCGGCCAGGGUUCUCGUUCUUGCCAUGUCUGCUCAAACCUCCAUGGCCUGAUGCAGAAGUACAGCCUCCACAUGUGCCGCCAAUUUUUCCGUCAGUAUGCAAAGGACACAGGCUUCAUUAAGUGA